AUGGAGAGUUUGCUGGCGGCGCUCUGCCUGUCUCUGCUCACCGCCCUCCCCACCACAGCGGUGGAUCGUGGUGAGCUGCGUCUGUCAGGGGGCCAGCAGCCGACGGAGGGCCGAGUGGAGGUUUACUAUGACGGGGAGUGGGGCACGGUGUGUGACGAUGGCUGGGACCUGACCGACGCCAACGUGGUUUGCCGCAGCCUGGGCUUCCUCAACGCCACAGAGGCCACCAUCGGAGGCGUGUUCGGGGCAGGUUCUGGCCCCAUCCUGAUGGACGAGGUGGCGUGUGCGGGCACCGAGACCUCGCUCACACUCUGCAAGAGUCGUGGCUGGAAGGUCCACGACUGCCAGCACUCGGAGGAUGCAGGGGCCCGCUGCGACCCCCGCCUGGCCGGAGCGCUGCCCAGCUACCGGCUGGAGCAGACGGCGGAGCUGCGGCAGUCUCUGGGGCAACUGUACCUGAGCCAGAAGCGCUGCCAGGUGCGGAUCCUGGUGCAGACGGCGAGACGCGGCCCCGUCAAGCUGCACCUGUGCGCCCACCGCCUGGUGCUCGGCCUCAGCGCCGACGGCAACCUCAUCAGCGGCAACCGGAGCAGCGGCGUCCACAUCACCGUCCGCCCCGAGUGCCUGCCCCAUGUCGAGGACUUCAUCAGGUAUUUCUACACCAAGACCAUCGAUGUGACUCUAGCGUCGGUGAAGUGUAUCCACAACAUGGCAUCAGAUUACGGGGUGACUGCGGUGCGGGAUCAUUGUGACCGACUCUUCUACAAACUGUUGCCGCAGGACCCGUCCUUCCGCCACCAGCUGGAGCUGUUCAACUAUGCGGAGGCGGUGAAGGACCCGCUCCUGAAGGAGGUUUGCCUGGAGUACUUGGCGUGGAACUGCCAGGCAUUUAUCCGCUCGCCGUCGUGGCUGGAGUUUAGCGGCGAGCAGCUGAACUCGUUGCUGCUCAGGUCGGACAUCGUCAUCUGGAACGAGGUGACUCUGUUCCGCGCCGUCGAGUCGUGGAUCGUCAACAACAAGAAGACGGAACUCACCCACGAGCUGAUGGACAAGAUCCGCUUCCAAAUGAUCUCGGCCGAGGACCUGUCCAAGAUCCAGCUGCAGUCUUCACUCUACGAAGAACACGACAGUUUCUUCCUCAAGAGGUUCCUCAAAGCCUUCGAGUUCCACUCUGUGUCGGUGGCCCAGCUGAGUGUGGAGCGGCACGGCUCGGAGCUCAGCCUGGAGCCCAGGAUCUACACAUCUCCGGCCUGGAGCGCGGCCCUGCACGUCGACACGGGCGCUCAGGCCCACAGCUCAGCCGCCACCUACUACAACGGCUACCAGUAUGUACACCAGCUCAGCUUUACCCAGCCCUCCUCGCCCACCAUCUCCUUCCAGACCAACAGGUAUACCAGCUCCUUCUACGACUCCGACAACAUCUUCUGGACGGCCUUCUACCACCUGAGUGCGCAGAGCUGUAAGAGCAGCAACGUGCCUUGCCCCUUCACCAUCUACCCCAUCGCCACCCUCACCAGCAAUGGCCACAACAAGGAGAACCACGUGCGCUACCACAACAAGGUCCUGCUACUCUGCAGCAACAACUACGUCUCAUACGUACACGACGUGAAGGAGAACAGCGCUAUCCUCCCCUCCUUCAAAGGCCAGGGCCUCUUCUUCUUCGGCUGUGAAUCUGGCCUUUUCUCCACUCUCAGGUUCGUGGUCAGACCUGUGUACAAGUGAAUAGCCCAGCAACGAGACCCUCGACAGUGGGCUGUACGGGUGGGAUUACACCUUGUACUGAUGGUGUUACACCCUGUACUGAUGGUGUCACACCCUGUACUGGUGAUGUUAUACUGUACUGAUGGUGUUAAUCCUGUACUGAUGGUGUUACACUAUACUGAUGGUGUUACACCCUGUACUGAUGGUGUCACACCCUGUACUGGUGAUGUUAUACUGUACUGAUGGUGUCACACUCUGUACUGAUGGUGUCACACCCUGUACUGAUGGUGUCACACCCUGUACUGAUGGUGUUAUACUGUACUGAUGGUGUUACACUAUACUGAUGGUGUUAUACUGUACUGAUGGUGUUACACUAUACUGAUGGUGUCACACCCUGUACUGAUGGUGUUACACCCUGUACUGAUGGUGUUACACCCUGUACUGAUGGUGUUACACUAUACUGAUGGUGUUAUACUGUACUGAUGGUGUCACACCCUGUACUGGUGAUGUUAUACUGUACUGAUGGUGUCACACCCUGUACUGAUGGUGUCACACCCUGUACUGGUGAUGUUAUACUGUACUGAUGGUGUUACACUGUACUGAUGGUGUCACACCCUGUACUGAUGGUGUUACACCCUGUAUGGAUGGCGUUACACCCUGUACUGAUGGUGUUAAUCCUGUACUGAUGGUGUUACACCCUGUACUGAUGGUGUUACACCCUGUACUGAUGGCGUUACACCCUGUACUGAUGGUUUUACACCUUGUACUGAUGGCGUUACACCCUGUACUGAUGGUGUUACACCCUGUACUGAUGGUUUUACACCUUGUACUGAUGGCGUUACACCCUGUACUGAUGGUGUUACACCCUGUACUGAUGGUGUUACACUGUAGUAAUGGUGUUAAUCCUGUACUGAUGGUGUUACACCCUGUACUGAUGGUGUUACACCUUGUACUGAUGGCGUUACACCCUGUACUGAUGGUGUUACACCCUGUACUGAUGGUUUUACACCUUGUACUGAUGGCGUUACACCCUGUACUGAUGGUGUUACACUGUAGUAAUGGUGUUAAUCCUGUACUGAAUUGUGUUACAAUGUACUGAUGAUGUUACACUGAGCAUUGACGAUGUUACACUGUACUGAUGGUGUUACACUGUGCAUUGAUGGUGUUACACUGUGCAUUGAUGGUGUUACACUGUGCAUUGAUGGUGUUACACUGUGCAUUGAUGGUGUUACACUGUGCAUUGAUGGUGUUACACUGUGCAUUGAUGGUGUUACACUGUGCAUUGAUGGUGUUACACUGUGCAUUGAUGGUGUUACACUGUGUAGUGAUGGUGUCACACUGUAUUGAUGAUGUUACACUGUACCGAUGGUGUUACACUGUGCACUGAUGGUGUUACACUGAGCAUUGAUGGUGUUACACUGUGCUGAAGAUGUUACACUGUACUGAUGGCGUUACACCCUGUACUGAU
Molecule: messenger RNA, 3169 nt
Organism: Amblyraja radiata (thorny skate)
Lineage: Eukaryota; Metazoa; Chordata; Chondrichthyes; Rajiformes; Rajidae
Product: galectin-3-binding protein-like
Exons: 5
Coding region: 1-1722 (573 amino acids)
Cellular component (GO): membrane
Source: RefSeq, a predicted model, not a curated record